Rotaria sp. Silwood1 is the source of this 630-nucleotide messenger RNA. Lineage: Eukaryota; Metazoa; Rotifera; Eurotatoria; Philodinida; Philodinidae. The record is from the annotation of a GenBank genome assembly.
AUGAGUGAACGACAUCUCACGUCUUCUACUUAUCCUCAACAACAAUGGCAACAGAGUCAGAAACCAAGUUCUAAUGGAGGUCAUCAAGGUCAUUUUAUAGUGCCUUCUUCACAACGACCACAUUCAACUUCGGAUGAUGAUAUGACGGAACAUGAAGAUUUUACUAAUGAUGCAUCCACUAAAAUUGUUCAACGUCGUCAUAAACGAAAACAGGUUCAAAUUACACACAAUUAUAAUACGAGACAAAACGCCAAUCGACAGUCAAAUCCACGGACAACAGCAGUUCAGUUCGAUUCCACUCAGUUAAAUCAGUCUAUUCAGUCUACUCAAUUUUUUCAGUUAGAUCAGCUUAUUCAGCCGAACCAGCAACAGACAGAAACGAUGACUGCUUCAACAUUUAACAACGAUCAAUUAACUGAAGAAGCUGAAAAGUUUGCACGUACACGUUAUCCAUUUCCACCCUUUAUUGUUCGUUUUCCAUCAUCUAAUGUAAACGAACAGAAGGUAUCAGAGAAAUUAUGUAAACAUCUGAAAGACAAUAAACAUGUUCAAUUGGAAUUAAUUGGAUAUCGUCGUUCGACUCUUAAAUGUGCGAGGACCUUUCUCAGUUCUGUGAUGAAAAGUCAGUGA